Molecule: messenger RNA, 8019 nt
Organism: Neospora caninum
Lineage: Eukaryota; Apicomplexa; Conoidasida; Eucoccidiorida; Sarcocystidae
Product: protein phosphatase 2C-like domain-containing protein, related
Exons: 7
Coding region: 1-8019 (2672 amino acids)
Source: RefSeq, a predicted model, not a curated record
AUGUGUGGCCUUCUCGCGCUCUCUUUCCGGCUUCACCCGCUUCUCCCGGCUCGUCUCCGCGUCGCGCUCUUCUCGUCCUUCGGCCUCGCGCCGCGAGAUCAUCGGGCAGCCGUGGCGAAAGUGCGCGGACUGCGGCGCUCAAGCGUCUCCCUCAGCGCAAACUUCUUCGUCUUCUCGUGGUUGAGCAUUUGCUCUGCUGCGUCGUCUCGCGCAGGGUUUCGCUCCGAGUCUGUCUCGCCGAGUUUGUCCUUUGCCCUCUUCUGGCAUGCUCUCCACUCUCGCCGCAUGACGCCUGCGCGGGAGACGCGGCGCGCCCGAGGCGGGACCGCCGGCGCGUCGAGUGCGGAACCGUCUCCGGAAUCUUUCUUUUCGCCUCGCUCAGGCGUCUGCGCCGCUGCUCCAUCUUCUCCGUGCAUCUCCGGGAAGGGCGAACAAGGCGCGGACCCGAGAGCUCGCGUCGAUCUCGCGCCGCGACACGCGUCUUCGGCAGAGGCCAGCGACCGCGGAGCCAACUCUUCCGGGAGUCUCGAGGCGCUCGCUGGCGCCGGUCUUCGCUUCUCCCGGCGCCCCUCCAGCGGCGACGAGGACAGCGCCUCGGAAGGUUUAGGGAAACGGCGAAGCACGUCGCAGUCGGCGGCUUCUGUUUCGCCGUCGGUGUCUUCGUGCUGCCCGUCUGCCUCUUCUCACUACUGUCCCUCCAGUGCGUCUCUCUCGUCUUCGGCUUCGCAGUCGGCCGUGUCUGCAGAAGGCUUUCUUCGCCGCGUCUCCUGGGGCUCCAGAAGCGCCGGUGGGCCUCGCGCGGCGCUCGCGCCGCUCGCUUCCGGGAAAGGCCCUCUCUCGCUGAGCGAGCCGAGCGCGCCUCCGGCCUGUGGCUGCCCUCCCGCGGCGCUCGACUUCCACCAGGCUCUGACUCUGCAUGCAGACAAACAGCUGGCGUCGCCACCGUCACAGUCUGCUGGUGUGUCGUCGUGCGCUGCCUUCGCCUCUUCCGCGCGGUCGCUCGCGUCCGCUCCCUUGGGGGAGACAGACAGCGCGGGCGCUGCCCCACACCGCAGCACGCCUGUCGGCAUGCGGGCGGAACUCGGAGGCCGAGACACGAGGCCGCGAAUUUUGUCCGGACACGCAGCCCGCCAGGCCGUCGCUGUUCGAGAGGAGGGAGGGAACGGAGGAGCGAGCGCUGAGGAGCGGGUGCGCCCUCAUCCAGAAGAAAAGGCCGAGCGAAACGCAGCGCGCGCGUCGACCUGGGUGGAGCCCUGCGUGGAUCAGGAAGAAAGGAAGACACCGGAUGUGAAGGGACAUCUCUGCGCCACACAGCGAGAGGAACCGCGUCAGCCCCCAUUGGUCUCCGCUGGUGGAACGGGAGGUGAUGGGAAGGGCGGAACCGAUCCGGCGCCCUCGCCACGGUCGGCACCUUCUGCCUCGAGUCUGGACUCCGCUCCCCGCGAAAGUGCGGUUCUCGCGGCCUCGUUGAACGAGUCGUUCGCCUCAGCCGUCGACGGCGCAAGGUCUUCCUCAGGCGGCCGGAGCGGCGGGGCGCCUCUGGGGAAGAGCCGCGCUCGCCUGCAGCUGAUGCGCCACGGCCUCGCGCCCGUCCCAGGUGUCUCCCCGCACCCAACAGGUGGGGAGAGGACAGCAGAUAGUCUCCGCCUGCUGCGCGACCUACAGUCGCUGCCGGGUCCCCACGGGUUGCAUGCGCGGCACUUGGCCACCUUCCUGCAGAAACACCGCGAGAUCUUCGCACCUGCCACGGUCUCGGUGCGGGCGCGGGCCGAGAGAGACCGGGACGCCUCGACACGGCGCGCGUCCGGCCACGCUUUCGUUCACGUUUAUGGGCCGGGACAAGGCGGCGAAGGCGGGAGAGAGCGCCUGUUCUUCUCGUCUUCUGGUCACAUGCGGUUCGCGCCCUCGGGGGCGCUUGUGGACUCGGCGACUGGCGAGCAUUCGUACGGAGAUCUCCACCCUCCUUUCGUCCAAUGGGUCUCCGCACUUGUCUCGGCGUCGUCCGCCUCCUCCGUGUUCGGGGUCGGGCCCGACCCCACAGCCUCCCAAGGGAACCCGCACCGGCACGCAGGGCGGCCGCCAACUGCGAAUGUGGGGCGCGAGGAGAGGCCUUUCGUGAGGCAGGCCGACUCGCUCGCGGAAGGAAGAUGGCCCGAGGAAGGGGAGGCAGGUGCGUCCGCAUUUUCUUCUCCGCGGUCUCUACACAGUCCUGGGGAAGACGGAGGAGACGGAGGGCGCACGACGGUGGAGACAGCUGGCGGCGGUGACGGGGAGGCAACUGUCUUUGCCGCGUUCUGUCUCAGUCCCGCAGCUCGGAGAUUCCAAGCGAGCCGCGGACCUCUCGCGUUCUCGGGCGUGGCCACGCCAGGAGGCGCAGACGACGGAAGAGACACCGCGGGUUUGGGGCCCGCGUCGGGUGACGAAGAAGCUCUGACGCGGGUGAGGCUCUGCACCCUGUCUCCAAGCUGGCCUUUGAGUCCCGCGUCGUUAUCCGCGGGCAAUUCACCUUCAACUUCGAUUGUCUCCACAGCAGACAACCUUCACAGCGCGGCGCUGGCGGCAAGCGCCGCGCACGAGAUGACUCAAGAGACUCUGGAGAGCUACGGUGGUAACGAGCAGGCCAACAGCGCGGGGUGGCCCAGAGACAGCUGUGGAGCCUCGCGGGGAGACUUGGGGGGCCUGCGCGGGGGGACGGAAAGGGAUCUGCAGGCUGCCUCUGCUGGCUUCGCGUCUCCAGCCUCGCCUCACUUCGAAGCCGCGCAGGGUGAAGACGCAGAGGGCUGCGGCGGCGGACAGGAAGCGAGAGACGGCGACGCCAAGCAACGAAGACGACAGGAAGCAUCAGGCGAUGCGGCACUCCUAGGUGCCUCCAAAGCGAGGCGCGGCUGGCGGGCGGAGGUCGCGUUUGGCGCGAGUCAUCCGCCAGCCCGCCAGAGGUGCGUUUCGAGAGAAGCGGGCGAGUCCGGAGAGACGCGCCGUGCCAACGUUCGAGGCGACAGGGCCGGUGACGGCGGUGCACCCGCGGCCGCCCUCCGCGUGGACGGGGGACUUUCUUCUUCUCUGUUUUCGCGGUGCCGCACAGCCCCGCAGCCGCUCCGGACGUUGCUGCAGUGUGAGGAGUCUGUGUCACCGUCCGCGCCGCUUCCGCCCUCGGAGUGUGUGCCCAAUCUGUCUCGCUCCCUCUGCUUGCUGGCCCCCAGCUCUGCGCCUCGCGCCUCGCGGCGCAUCACAGUCGCCGCACCGGAAGCGGCGGGGCUGCCGAGGGUGGCCGCGCCCAGCGAGCCGCUCCAGCGCAGAGGCAAGUCGCUCCCGCCUCCGCGAUCGCGAGAGUGGCGCAAAUCGCGCGCAGCUGUCGCAGCCAUUCUGGGCUCGACCGUGGCAUCGUGGCGGACUUCGCAUCUGGCCCGGCACCUCGGCCGCUUUCCCUUCUUCGCGGAGUUGCGCGAUGUCUGUCACGAGGUGUACAUCCACUCGCGGUUCGGACGCUUCUACGCCAGCGCAGGUGCGGAGCGGGCGACUUCGCCCGCCUCGCGCGGGGACUGGGAACGUGCAACGAGCGUCGGAGGGCGGUGGGCGGGGUGGCGAGAGGCAGAGAGCGGCGCGUCGGCGAAUCCGAGACCGAGGAAUUUUGUUCAUGGCCAUGGGCCUUCUGUCUCCCGGUCCUCUGUCGCUGGCGACUCGCCUCGCCAGAGCGCUGAAAGGUGGAAUGGAAGGCGAGGCCGCGCGGCUCCUGGCCAGGCGUCUGCUGUAGGCCCCGGUUCGCCGCGAAACCAUCUGCCUGCUGGCGCACGGUCUUUCCCAUCUGCGCCGUCUCCUGUCGACGCAUGUGCCGCGAGCAGCGACGAGGGAAGAGAGUUAAAACCCGCCUCUUCGCGCCGCGCCCCGCGCUCACCGGCCGCCGCGUCGGGUUUCUCUCCCCUUGGCUGGCAAGAGCGGCGAGGCGGAAGCCAGCGAUCGGAGACGGGCGGGCGGGGCGAGGAGUGGAGAGAAGCGCGGUGGACCGGUGCAGAGUGUCGGAGCCGCCGUCCGCCGCGGAGUCCCGACGGGUUCUCAGGAGAGGAGCAGAGCUCAGAACGGAGUUCCAGUGAGGGUUGGGGGCACGGCGACAUCGAGCAGCCGCUGCAGAGACGAGGCCGAGCGACAAGUCACUCUCCGCACCGCAGCGUGCGCCAUUCCGACCCCCGCCCGUUCAUGUCCCCGUCGAGGCGCGGGUACUCGCUGCGUCGAAAGCUCUGGAGGUUCACCAAUGUUCCUGCGGACGCGACGCUCGUCACUGGCCCGGGCAACGAGGCGGAGAAGCCAGGCGGGAGAGGCGAGCUGCGGCAGUCCCCGUGUCGCCCAGACGAAGGCCACCGCGCCCUUUGGUGUCCCUCGCCGCAGCGGCGACCGAGACGAGCAGACGCGCGCGGACACGCAGGUGGAAGGCAGGUGUCUCCCAGUGUCUCCCCGGGGGCGUUUGCCUGUCAAGGUCUUGGAGACCACACAGCGAGGAGACGCGUCCCCUCGACGUGCGAAGGACGCCGAAGGUCAACAGGCACGUCGGGCUCCCCCGAUGCGGUCUCCGAGUGGGAAAAUUACCGUCGCCCAGCCAGCGCCAAGGCGCUCUCCAGUGCAGGUUCUGCGCGGCGCGGAGGCGAACCGGACGGCGGGCAAGAAGACAGGCAGGGAAUGGAGGCAGGACGCGGCGCAGCGCUGUGCCGGAAGAUUCGGGAGCGACUGAGUGGAAGAGGAACAAGUCGACAGCGGGGCGAAGGACCGAGGCGUGUCGAGAGGGACGGUGGGGAGCGGACACCGGUGGUUCGGCCAGCGCGUGUUGAGCCUACGCCGAGGGACUCCACCUGUCAGACUUGCUGGCCAAAAGCCGGUGACGCCGGAUCUCGUGCGUCGUCCUCUCCGCUGUCUUCGCGUUCGUCCUUUGAGUCGCCCUUGGCUUCGCGGGGCGCGGCCGCGACCUCUUUCGCUGGCAGUCCGAGGCGGUCCUCUCCAGAGGCGCUGGCGCAGAGCUCUUGUUCGCCUCCUGUCCUUUGUUCUUCUACUGGAACGAGGCGGGACUCCGAAAAGGGGACGAUUCCUCAAUCGCCUGCUUCCAGGACUGCUCGCUCACGAGCCGAGAGAGCGGGAGAAUCCGGUGGAGACUGUCCAGCGGCGUCGAGUGGCACGACGAGUCCAAGGAGCCACGUCAUUCGGAGCUUUGCCGCGAGCGAGCGAGACUCCGACCACGAAGAGACCUCUGUCUCUGCGCCUCGAAGCCUCCUCUCGCACGCCCGUCCGGGCCUCGGACACCGGUGUGUCUCCGGCCCGCCUGGCGAGGGGCUGUUCUUCCAGAGCGCGCGGCCUUCGACGCCUCAGAUCCUCUCCACGGUCUCGCUGGCGACAGGCGAAUACGAAGGGGACGAGCGGCAAUCGACGACGAAUCGGGGUGGAACAGGCGCUGUGGCGUGUGCAGGACAGGCCAAGCAGGCGCAGCGACCUCGGGGGUCGGGAGAAGGCGAGGAAAGACGCCUUGGCGAGCGACGCAGGAACCGGGGAGGGACGGCUGCGCAAGGGAAGGAACGCAGCGCGGAAACGCGAAGCAGCUCGGGGGAUAGCUCACCACACCCUUCGCAGGACGCGGGUCUUCUCCCUGGAGCCCCUUUGCAGGUUUCCUCUGGAAAGCCUUGGCACGAUUCUUCCGGUGGUGAGCAGGCCUCGCAGACGGGCGACAUCCCACGCGAUGGAUGCCAGCGACUCGCGGUCUCUCCGGCCGGCGCGAGCUACAGUGGGGCGACGCGGCGACAGACGUGGGGCGCGUCCAUCGCACCGGCGACUACGCUCUCUCUUGCGGUCUUACAAGGAGAGACGUUGAGUCUAGUGGGGACGCCCACCUCUCGCCCUACGAGGGGACCGGUCACUGAGGGCGGAGACGUCGCGAGGAUCAGCCGGAGUCAGGUUGGAAGCGAGGAAGGAUGGACUGCGCGCGAGGUGCCGGCAGGCGGUUCAAAAGACGACGCGAAGACGCCGACGUGGGCGACUCGCUGCUCCCUACGGAGGAAAUCGGGAGCCAGCUGGAGGAGUCCGCCAAGGCGUCGGGCCUGCGCGCUUCAAAAACUUCUUGCGAAAACGCAAAGAAGAGACCUCGCAGCGCUCGAAGGGUUCCGGCGACGCACCCUGAGCUCGGAGUCUGUCGGCAGCGCAGGCUCGGCGGACUCUGUGAGCAGCGUGGACAGCGUCGGAGCAGACGCAGUUCCUGGGUGGUCCCACGCCUUCUUGCUGUCUGCCUCUCCUCUCGCGGCCUCUCGCGCGUCGCUUGUUCCCCAGAGCCUCGACCAGGGACCGGGACGUCCAGAGCUCGGCUCGUCGGUCUUCUCCGUGCGCAGCCCCAUCCACCGCGCCAACACCGUGGCCUUCGGACCCGAGCAGGGCGAGGCGCGCCUGAGGCUCGACCUCAACCUGGGGCGCCUGAGUGGUUGCCUGCGAGACUUCCCACAGUGCAUUUUGGAGGUCAUUCUCAGCGGUCGUGGGAGGCGAGUGCGGAGACGAGAAGACGAGAUGGACGCGUCCGUGCCCGCCUCCGAAUCCCGCGGCACGCACGGAGAGGGGCGAGGAAAGGACGGGGAAGGCCCGCGACGAGAGGCUUCGUACGGUCCGGCUUGUCGCGAACGUGCCUCGCCUCGAGCUGGCCACGACUCACGGCCGGAGACACCAGGCGCUAGGCAGACAGAGGGCGAACGCCCAGGCGGCCGCGGCGGAGGGCGUCUGUCGGCGAGCUCUGCGUCUUGCGGCCCCGCCCCGCCUGCUAAGCUCAGGCAUCCGCCAGGCCUUUCUUCGUCUCACGAUACGACGGAAUCACGCGCGGAGUUGUCUCAGCGGGUUGCGUCGAGGGGCGUUGCGACCUCAGGGACGGGGAGGCCGCGCCUGUGUCUGUGGCUAGGCUCCUUCUCGAUCCCCAGGGACGACAAGCGCUACCGAGGGGGCGAAGACGCGUGGUUUAUCAGCAGCGCCUGCAACGCGGUCGGCGUGGCCGACGGCGUCGGCGAGUGGGAAGACCUCGCCGGCAUCAACCCUCAGUCCUUCGCCCAGGAUCUGAUGAAGGGAUCUCUCAGACAUGUGCGGAGAAUCAAGAAGACGCAUUGGGCGGAACAGCGACGGGCAGAGGAACGGCCGGCAGAGCGCCACGCUUCGGAACAAGGACACGAUCGCAAGGGCUCAGACGAGGCGACAAAGCCCGACUUUGAUGCUGCGCAAGCUGCCACGGAGGCGCUUUCGAAGGCCUAUAGGGAGGCAAAAAAUUACGGAAGCAGCACAGCGCUCGUGGGAGUUCUCGACGAGGAUAAAGCCAUCCUCGGGUUCGCGAAUCUCGGAGACAGCAGUGGGAUGGUUCUUCGUCGUCUCCGAAACCACACGCGCGCCGGCGGAACCGCCCUAAGUGUCGUGAAGCGAGUGAAGGGAAUGCAGCACAGCUUCAAUGUCCCCUAUCAGUUCGCCCAUAUUCCUGCUCCUGAGGAUUGGGAGCGGUUGCGAGCUACGGGCUUGCAUCGUUUGGUGUCCAUUGCAGAGAAGGAAUUUCAUCAGCGCGCAGAAGAGAGGACACCCGCCGGCGGCAAGCGCGGCGAGGCAGGUGAACACAGCGAACCUGAUUCGCCCAUUGGAGACUCGCCGUCGUGUAUCGAGUCGACAACAGUGCGCGUUGAAGCAGGAGACCUUAUUCUUCUCGGCACUGAUGGGCUGUUUGACAAUCUCUUCGACUACGAAAUUACCGCGCUCAGUACGUACUGGCGAUCGCUGGACUCCUCUGCGCAGGCACCUUUUGCGAAGGAAGCGAGGAAGCAGACCGCACUGGAAGGCCGUGCCGGCCAGCGAGGCUCCCUGUUUUCGAGUUUUACAAGUGGUGGGAAAGAAGACGAUAUCACUGUCGCCGCUGCGUGGGUGGUGGCUGAAGCCGAUGCGAAUUUAGAUAGCGAGUACGAGCUUGCGCUUGACCGGGGUGAGGAGAACAUCGCGGAAGCAGAGAGCGGAGGAAUGCCAUCACUAUGGCAAUGA